Messenger RNA from Solanum pennellii, 2291 nucleotides. RefSeq lists its product as uncharacterized. The transcript is spliced from 9 exons. Gene Ontology annotation, molecular function: hydrolase activity, hydrolyzing N-glycosyl compounds. The record is from RefSeq and is a predicted model, not a curated record. The coding region runs from base 423 to 2258 and encodes 611 amino acids. NCBI's taxonomy places the organism in Eukaryota, Viridiplantae, Streptophyta, Magnoliopsida, Solanales, Solanaceae.
CAUCACAAAUUUGAAUGCAAAAAUUACACACCUCCCCAAAAUAGAAACAUAUCACCAUGAUUCUUAAUAUGGUGUCAUAUUAUCCAUUUUAGAUAACAUAUUUUUCGAAACUUACAUUUUAGAGUAUGGCUACACCCUUUUAUUAUACUUAGCUUCUUUUUCUUAUCAACUAAUUCUAACAUGAGACUUUUGUUCGCGCACUCAAAACUCUGUAGCGCAUGGCCUAUCACCAAGAUUUAUUGGUUUACACUAUCCUCAUAUCCUUACUCGUCCUGCUGAAUCAUCUGGCUUUGAUACUAGUUGAGUUGAACCAGCGCAAAGAUCCUUUUGACAUGUUAUGAUAAAACCUUUUGGUGCAGGCAAUAACUAUUAGCGCAAAUGGAUGGGCUAAUGCAGGGCAUGCUGUAAAUCAUGUGUAUGAUAUGCUUUACAUGAUGGGGCGUGACGAUAUUGCUGUUGGCGUGGGAGGUGAAGGUGGGAUACUUCCCAAUGGUACCAUUAUGCCUGAUGUUGGUGGAUAUCUCCCUAUAAUUGAUCAGGGAGAUGGUACUGAUGGAUAUUGUAGAUAUAGACAAGCUGUACCUGUUGGUCUUGGAGGUCGCUUGAAUAUCGACUCAAAUUAUGGAUUCCGAAAGAUCUUCCUUCCACAGGGCAAGAGACGAUAUUCUCCUCUUCGACAGCCAACUGCUCAGCAAGUAAUGAUUAACACAAUUUCUUCAGGGCCAACAGUAGUUUUUCUCACAGGAUCACAUACAAACUUUGCACUAUUUCUGCUAAGCAAUCCACAUUUAAAGAAAAAUGUUGAGCAUAUUUACAUUAUGGGAGGUGGUAUAGGGUGCUGCACAAAAAACUCGACUUCUUCAUGCCAACCUGGACAGUGUGGCAAUUUAUUCACAGAUUACACAAGCAAUCCUUAUGCAGAAUUCAAUAUGUUUAUGGAUCCUUUUGCUGCUUAUCAGGUGAUUCAUUCUGGUAUUCCAGUUACUCUUGUCCCAUUGGAUGCCACAAACACCAUUCCCAUUACCAAAGUGUUUUUCGAGACCUUUGAAAAGAAUCAGCAUACCUACGAGGCACAGUACUGUUUCAAGUCCCUGAAAAUUGUUCGUGAUACUUGGUUCGGUGACCAAUUCUAUACGAGUUUCUUUAUGUGGGACUCAUUUAUGUCUGGAAUAGCAGCUUCAAUCAUGAGGAAACAACAAAACUACCAAGGAGAAAAUGAAUUUGCAGAAAUGAAGUAUAUCAAUAUUACUGUUGUUACUUCAAAUAUGCCAUAUGGGAUAUCCGAUGGAUCAAAUCCAUUUUUUGAUGGACGUAAAAUUCCCAAGUUCAACUUGGAAAGAAAUGGAGUUCACAGUGGUCAUGUUCAGACGAGACUUCGUGAUCCAUUUUGUGUAGUCAAGAAUGGGAAGGGCAAAUGCCAGGAUGGUUAUACAAAAGAAGUUGUUGGGCCAAGUGGAGUGCCUGUUCGUGUUGCUGUAAGAGCAAAACCUAAUCAAAAUCCUAAAAGUGCACUAGACAGAGAGUUUUUCGUUAGCUUCCUAGAUGUUUUAAACCGAAGAGAAAAUUCAGGAUUGUUCAAUUUUUCUACACAAUUUCCCCAUUACAAAGGAGAACUCCGCAAACCAGAUUUCAGGGGCAAGCAUCUCGGGAAGAAUGUUGUGUUUGAUAUGGAUAUGAGUGCUGGAGAUUUUAUAGCUCUCGUAUAUCUCCUUAAGUUACCAGUUGAAGAAAUCAAUCUCAAGGCUAUAAUUGUGAGUCCAAAUGGCUGGGCAAAUGCUGCAACAAUUGAUUCAGUCUAUGAUUUGCUUCAUAUAAUGGGUCGUGAUGACAUCCCCGUGGGUCUUGGAGAUAUGUUUGCAAUGAACCAGUCUGAUCCUGUUUUCUCUGCAGUUGGUGACUGCAAGUACAACAAGGUUAUCCCACAAGGCAGCGGUGGAUUUAUCGACUCAGAUACUCUCUAUGGUUUAUCUCGUUCUUUGCCUCGUAGUCCUCGCAGAUAUACAAUGGAAAAUUUUGUAAAAUUUGGAGCUCCUUGGGACACUGAUCAUCCUAAACUCGGACAACCUCUGGCACUAGAAGUAUGGGAGUCGGUGGUGAAAUCGCUUGAUCCAGGAUCCAAGGUUACCAUUUUAACCAACGGCCCAUUGACCAACAUAGCAAAGAUUGUUCUCGCUGGCAAAAAUAUGACCAACGCCAUCCAGGCAAGUGUUCCUUCUAUCCUUAUCAUCUUACGAGAGAUAAUCAACAUUCGUAAGUGAAAAAACUCUUUUCUGUUGAAUUAUGAUGCAGGA